Messenger RNA from Centropristis striata (black sea bass), 2470 nucleotides. RefSeq names its product ras association domain-containing protein 1-like. The record is from RefSeq and is a predicted model, not a curated record. Gene Ontology annotation, biological process: Ras protein signal transduction. Lineage: Eukaryota; Metazoa; Chordata; Actinopteri; Perciformes; Serranidae. Gene Ontology annotation, cellular component: nucleus; microtubule cytoskeleton. The transcript is spliced from 7 exons. Bases 337 to 1440 code for a protein of 367 amino acids.
UCCGUUUUUUAUGAUAAGCUGCUUCCUCUUACAACACAGUCUGGCUAAAUCAAAAGAUGGUUUAGUGUCUUCAGAGGAGCUCAGAUGCCGCAAUUACUCUGAUGUUUGUGAACAAAGCAGCUGCGUGUCUCAGCGAGCAGCCGGGGAUGAGACUUUAUUUCCACAGAUGAAGCCGCGCUGCACACCUCCGUUACUUGGAAACCGUCAGAAAAUUUCUGCGGAAAGUUUUUCUCUUCGGAUGGAAGAAGUUUUGAGACAAAGCGGAUGCCACGGGGCUGUUUUCUCCACUGUUUUGAGAGAACGGAGGAUGCUGAUCUCUGAUCUCUGAGUGACAGCAUGUCUUCUUGGGGGGAGUUGAUCGAGCUGCGUGACCUGAGGCCGGACAGAGAGCAGAUAGAGCUGACACACGGCUCACACUCGCCCUGCUUCCCUCCCCGCCUGGAGAGGGCCAACGCCCUCAGGAUCAGCCCGGGGAAGGUCCCAGACCUGCUGAGCCGUGUGGGCAUCAUCAGGGUCCUGAGCAGCACCCAGGACCCCCAGCUCCCCGAGGAGAAGGGGGAGGGACACAACUUCCAGCCCUGCAGCCACGCUCAGCCCACGUGGUGCGACCUGUGUGGAGACUUCAUCUGGGGCCUGUACAAGCAGAGCCUGCGGUGUGUCUACUGCAGAUUCACAUGCCACUACCGCUGUCGUCCUCUGAUUCGUCUGGACUGCAGCUGGGACCGAGGCUCUGUGGCUGACCACACAUGUGUUGUGGAGCACACGAUAGAAACAGACACAAAUGUGGAUGAACAGAUUGAAUGGGGAAAGCAGGAGUUGACAACAGCAGAUAUUCAGCAGAAGGUGAAGGAAUACAACGCUCAGAUCAACAGCAAUCUGUUCAUGAACAUGAACAAGGAUGGUUCCUACACUGGCUUCAUUAAGGUCCAGUUCAAGUUGGCCCGACCCGUGUCAGUGCCACCUCCAAAGAAAGGAGGUCACGACGCCGGAGGGAAAAAGGCGAGCGGAGUGAAGCGCCGCACCUCUUUUUACCUGCCAAAGGACGCAUCCAAGCACCUGCACAUUAGCUCACGCACUUCUGCUCGUGAGGUCAUCGAGGCUUUGCUGAAAAAGUUUACUGUGGUGGACAAUCCUGGCAAGUUUGCUCUGUUUGAGCGCAGUGAGCGCCACGACCAAGUUUAUGUUCGCAAGGUGUCUGAUGACGAGCGUCCCCUCCGUCUGCGCCUGUGUUCUGGACCAAAUGAGAAAGUCCUCAGUUUUGUUCUGAAAGAGAAUGAAACUGGAGAAGUCAAUUGGCAUGCCUUCUCCAUGCCCGAGUUGAAGAACUUCCUGCGCAUUCUGCAGCGUGAAGAGGAGGAGCACGUCAAGCAGAUAGUGCAGCGCUACGCUCUGGCACGCACUAAGAUGCGAGAGGCUCUGGCUGGCUCGACCCCCGGCUGAGACGACGCUGCGCUCGGGGUUAAACGUGCACCACUUGACUGGACCGUCGCCUGAAGAUGACCGGUCAUCGCUGCAUCCAAAGAUCCCAGAUAAUACAACUCAAAACGCCUCUUGGGUGAACGAGAGAGUGAGACAGGGCGCAAGACUAUGAGAGAGAGCUAGCGCGAAUGUGCGUGUGAAAUGAUGCGAAAGAAGUGCCUUACACCUGGAGAGUCUGAUGUGCCUGAGAGAAUGAGUUGAGAGAGCGACGACUGGCAGAUAGAGAGACACUGGUUGCAUCCAGUAAUGUCUUAUUAGGCUAUUGGGUACCGUCUGAUUAUCCUCUAUGGACCUCAGCUGUGUGACUUAAACUUUGAAGAAAAUGUCAAGGAUAGUUAGCCAUUUUUAGGUAUAAAGAUUUUUUAUUGAUAAUGCAUUUGCAGGUGCAGUGCUGAAGUUGAGCCCUUUGUUGUUAUUGUGCCAAAAAUCACACAUCUGUAAGUUACAUUCCUUUUUAUUUUUUUUCAGAAUCUAACAUAGGUGACAUGUUCAAUCAUGAUAUAUGGCCAAGAUUAGUUAAGCUCACAGAACCUUCUGUGAAAAAACCAUACCUCCAAACCUCCAUAUUGACAUUUAUCUUGUUAGAAAGUUAAAUACACAUUUGUUGCUGAAAGGUUUUUGGAUUUUCAAUAGACCCAGGCUCAGAAAUCUGCCAAGUCCUCUCGACACCCCCGAUGGGUGCAACUCUUUUUUUUUAUUUUACUGUCAAAUUGUGAAUUUGACUGAUGUAUGGACAUUUGUAUGCAACUAUGAAUGUCAGAGAGCAGUGUCACUGGCUGACUGGAAUCGUGAGUGAAUAUGGUAUACGUGUGUUUCACUGGAAGCUGUUUGUCAUUCCUUACUUCUGUUUUUUUCUGUCCUCUGAAAAAAUCUUCUGUAUUUUCAGUUCACUAUCAUUGUAUCCGUCUAUGCAAAUAUUUACAUGUUGAAGCAACCAUUCAAAAUGACAAAUGUGCACUGCGUUCAGUAAAGAAUUUCCCAGUUCAAAUAA